AUGGCCUGCGUGGCGGCGGAUCGCGCCAGCUCGCAUUUCAUGCGGACUGGCGCAUUUACCCACUUCGCCGAAUGGCGCUUCAUCCAUCGCGCCAGCCUGAACCUGCUGCACCUCAACGGCGCCACCAUGUGGGGACCCCCGGACCGUCACCAGCGAUGUCGCACCUGUGGAUACCAGCGGGAGACCCUGCCGCACGUGCUGUGCCACUGCAAGGCGAGGAGCGCCUUGUACACGGCGCGGCACAAUGCAGUGGUCGCCCGCCUCCGUGCCGCAGCGGCCGCCAACUACUCGGUGGCCUGUGAGAAUCGGCCGGUCGGAGACACGGGCUUGCGGCCCGACCUUCUGCUGGUACGCGGCGAGGAGGCGCUUGUCAUCGACGUGGCGUGUCCGUUCGAGAACACGCCAGCCGCCUUCGCCAACACCCGCAACGACAAGACCGCCAAAUACGAGCCCGUCGCCGCACACCUCCGGCGCCGCUACCUAGGUGUCGCGGUGGCAGCAGCCAUCGUGGGAGCUCUCGGCGCCUGGGACCCCGAGAACGACCGUGUGCUGCGCCACAUCUGUUCUCGCCCCUACGCUCGCCUCUUCAAGAAGCUUUGCGUGAGCGAGGUGAUCGCGGCGUCCCGCGCGGUGUACCACGUGCACCUGCGGCCCAGCCGCUCGUAA
Rhipicephalus sanguineus (brown dog tick) is the source of this 666-nucleotide messenger RNA. RefSeq lists its product as uncharacterized. NCBI's taxonomy places the organism in Eukaryota, Metazoa, Arthropoda, Arachnida, Ixodida, Ixodidae. The record is from RefSeq and is a predicted model, not a curated record. The transcript has a single exon. The coding region runs from base 1 to 666 and encodes 221 amino acids.